UGGCCAUUUUACAGCCACUCCAAAUGGAUGUAAGUCGAGUCCAGGCUCAAGCUGAAUAAAUGCCUAGACACAGAAAAUCAGUGCAUUAUUAAUGUGGAAACUGAUCACUGGAGGAACAUGCUUGAGUGUCUGAUCUCAAUUACCCUCUUCCUUGCAAAUAAUAAUUUGACUUUCCGGGGCUCACUGGAUAAGUUUUUCACUGAACAUAAUGGUAAUUUCCUCGGUUUGGUAGAGCUCCUUGGGAAAUACAACAAUGUCACGCGUGAGUAUCUAUGUCGAGUAGUUCAUACAGAAGCUAUGGACCAUUACUACAGCAAAACAAUUUAAAAAAAUGAUUGACCUUAUGUCAAGGAAGGUGCUUGAUAACAUAUUGAGGCAGCUUGGCAAAGCAAAGUACAAACCCAUAAUAAUGGACUGCACUCCUGACAUUAGUCACAGUGAAAUGAUGUCAUUGACAGUAAGAUUUGUUGACUACAAGGAUGGCUGUAUCCAAGGAAAGGAACACUUUAUCUGUUUCUGGUCUGUGGACUCUCCUGGAAAAGGCCUAACAGCACUAUUUAUGAAAAUUUUGAAUGAGAAUAAAAUAAAGCUUCAGGGCUGCCACAGCCAAGGCUAUGACAAUGGCGCUAACAUGAAGGGAAGAAACAGUGGUGCCCAGGCAAAGAUCCUUGCUCUGAUUCCAAGAGCUUUCUUCAUACCUUGUGGCUGCCAUUUCCUCAACCUGGUUGUGUCACAUGUAGUGUCAUCUUCAGUGUUCGGAGUACUGCAAAGGAUAUACGUCCUGUUUUCAGCAUCAACUAUCAGGUGGAAGAUCCUCACAGACAACGUUACAAAUCUGACCAUAAAGCUGCUAAGUGACACUAACUGGGAUAGCCGCAUUGGCAGUGUGAUGCCAGUGAGGUAUCGAGUGACUGAGGUUUACAGUGCCUUGCUGGAAUUGGCACAGUUGAGUAAAGUCCAGGCUGAAUCCAGCAUGAGGCGCAAAGCCUGGCAAACCAGAUCACUGACUUCAGAUUUCUGGUCUCAAUUGCAGUUUGGCACGAUAUCUUGUUCCAAGUAAACAUUGUAAGAAAGGCAUUACAAACUCAGUCGAUGGACAGUGCAAUCGCUAUUUCUUUGAUGAGAAGCUGCCUUGAUUUCGUUGUGGCCUACAGAGACAACAGAUUUGAAGAUGCCAUCACUGCUGCCAAAGAAAUGGCAGAAACUGUAGGAGUUGAGCCUAUCUUCCAGGAAACUCAUGUUCAUCAGAAGAAGAGACAGUUUGGUUAUGAGAGCAGAGAUGAGGAAGCACUCUCCACUCCAAGUUCUCCAAUUCAUUCAUGAUGCAGGCCUGAAGGACACUUUUCCUAAUGUGUGGAUAGCUUUCAGGAUUCUGCUCACGCUGCCGGUCACAAGUGCAAAUGGUGAGCGUAGCUUUUUGAAGCUCAGUUUCAUUAAAACAUCUCUUUGAUUGAUGAUGGCCAAUGAGAGACUGACAUCACUUGCUAUUUUAUCAUUUGAAAAUGCUAUUGGUCAGUGUUUGCAUAGCUGACGCUGUGCUUAGGUUCACCAGGGCAAAGGCGAGAAAAGCACCUUUUGAACUAAAUCAUCAGGGUUAACAUUCUAAGGCUGUCACCUACUGUAACACUAUUUAAUACUGGUCCAUCCAGUGUU
Messenger RNA from Mauremys reevesii (Reeves's turtle), 1653 nucleotides. RefSeq names its product zinc finger MYM-type protein 1-like. Bases 332 to 1060 code for a protein of 242 amino acids. The transcript has 2 exons. Lineage: Eukaryota; Metazoa; Chordata; Testudines; Geoemydidae. The record is from RefSeq and is a predicted model, not a curated record.